This is a messenger RNA of Brienomyrus brachyistius, 4170 nucleotides long. It is a transcript of the gene dsc2l, whose product is annotated as desmocollin 2 like. Gene Ontology annotation, molecular function: cadherin binding; calcium ion binding. The coding region runs from base 118 to 2688 and encodes 856 amino acids. The transcript has 17 exons. Lineage: Eukaryota; Metazoa; Chordata; Actinopteri; Osteoglossiformes; Mormyridae. Gene Ontology annotation, biological process: regulation of axonogenesis; homophilic cell-cell adhesion; brain development. The record is from RefSeq and is a predicted model, not a curated record. Gene Ontology annotation, cellular component: postsynaptic density; lamellipodium; plasma membrane.
UCCCCUGAGCCGCACCCACAUCAUCUCGGCUUUCAAAUGUCAACCAUAUCUCGCAGUUCAGCGCAGUGUGGCAAUCUCUAUAACGCGAUUCCCAACAUACUAGGACCUUAUUGAAAGAUGGUCCAGGCCAGCUUCUUCUGCAGCUUCAUUGUGCUAUGUGGAUAUGCAGAGUCUUGUAUUCCACAUCCCAUUACGGUAGAUGUACCUGAGGAAAUCCCCCCUGGAUAUGUAGUCUGCAAAGUUAAUUUGGAGCAGUGUGGCACGGAGAAUUUGCUGGUGGGAACCAGCGAUCCGGCCUUCGAGGUGCAGGUGGAUGGGACUGUUACAGCCUCGCGCUUUACGGGGGUGCCGCGCAGAGGGAGAACCUUCUCCAUUUUGGUUGUGGAUGGAUCCGGCCUAAAGAGGGAGGUGCAGGUCAUCCUGAUGCACAGAGCUAAAAAGGUGUCCAAUAAUGGAGUUCUAAGGCGAUCAAAGCGGCGAUGGAGUCCCUUACCCUUCCAAAUAACAGAAAACGACAAACCACCUUUCCCAAAGGAUGUCGAAAUUGUUGGAUCAGAUUCUUCGGUGAAUCACACCGUGUACUAUGUCAUCAGCGGACCAGGGGUCACAGAGGAUCCCGUAGAUCUGUUCUCCAUCAACCCCAAGACGGGGAUGGUCCGAGUGAACAGGCCCGUGGAUCGUGAGCAGUAUCCCCAGAUUGUCUUUCAGGUGAGGGCAUAUAACGAACAAAACCGAGUGGAAACAGACAGACCCUUGUACAUCACAGUGAAUGUGCAGGACGAGAAUGACAAUGCGCCCCAGUUCACUGGCCCCAUGGAUUUUUCAGUGUUGGAGCAGAGCAAUGCUGGAACUCUGGUGGGAGUAAUUAACGCUACAGACCGAGAUGACCCUGCGACAAUUCAUACCAAGAUCAGGUACAAAAUCUUGAACCAAAUGAACCCAAUGUUCUCGAUUGACCCGAGAUCUGGUGUGCUUACCACUGCAACUGCUACGCUUGACAGAGAGGCUCAAGCCGUUCAUUUAGUUCCUUUGGAAAUCAGAGACAUGGAUGGAGAUCCCAGAGGCUUAUUUUCAACUGCAACAGCUACAGUUACGCUACAAGACAUCAACGAUAACCCACCCAUCUUCAGAUCGACAUCAUACAAAGCAAGUAUUGCUGAAAAUGCAGCUGAUGUGUUGCUUUUACGACUCCCUGUGGAUGACAAGGACUUGGUGAAUACUCCAAACUGGAGAGCGCAAUACUUCAUCACCAAGGGCAAUGAGACCGGAAAUUUCAGGAUUGACACAGACCCAAGGACUAACGAGGGACUCCUCACGGUUGUUAAGCCGUUUGACUACGAGAAGACGAGGAACGCAAAGCUGGAGGUGACCGCGCAGAACGAGGCCAAACUGGAGGGGACCAAUGCCAAAUGGGCCACUGUCCCAGUGGACGUCACUGUGACGGACGUGGAUGAAGGUCCUGAGUUCAGGCCACAGAACUUGGUCAUCCCUGUCAAGGAGGAUGUCCCCAAAGGAACCUCCAUUGGAACUUACACGGCAAUCGAUCCAGACACGGACACUAGCAAGGGAAUAAAGUACUACAAGCAGUCUGACCCCGCCCUAUGGACUGAAGUUGUGGAGGCUACUGGAGAAAUCAGGACCACGGGUACCUUGGACAGAGAGGCCCCAUUUGUGAAGAAUGGGACAUACAACGUGACCGUGAAAGCGAUUGACGAGACUAAAAAAUCUUCCACUGGGACCAUCACGUUAAGGAUAGAGGACGUGAACGAUAACGUGCCGGAGGUAAUCAAGAAGGACCUGACACUUUGUGAGGCAAACGAAAAGCUGGGGACGGUCGUUGUCGAGGCCGAAGACAAGGACGGCCCCCCCUUCUCUGCACCCUUCACCUUCCAGCUCGGAAACACAGAUGGCAAAUGGCAGCUGACCGACAUCAAAAACACGUCCGCAGUCCUUGUGCCAGCCCAGGACCUUCCCAAGGGGCAGUAUGACGUCCCCCUGACUAUCAAGGAUCUGCAGGGCCAGGGCAAGGAGCAGACUGUCAAUGUUAAAAUCUGCCAUUGCGUGAAGGGGGCGUGUUCAUCGCAGGAUUCUUCGAAAGUCCUGGGGAACUUGGGCUUCCUGGCCUUGCUGCUGCCGCUGCUUCUGCUAGCACUGCUCGCUCUCCUGUUAAUGUUCACAUGCACUACAAAGAAAGAGAAAAUACUGAUGGACGACGCAAGUGGUGGCAUGCUGCUCAAAUCCAACACAGAGGGGCCUGGCGAUGAAGUGUCUGCUGGUAUAGUUCCAUCCACGGCUGUGGACGGGUCUUUGAAAGGCUCCCAUGUGGGUAAAACGAACGGAACCAUCCAGCAGACGUGGAACCAAGGCUUAGCAACUGGCACCGGCAUUUACUCCAACUCUGGUGUCCUGAAGGAAGAGAUGGACCAGCUUGAUUAUGCCGGCCAGUUCAACUUACAUACCUGGAAGACAAAUGGGCGCUUUCUUGACCAGAAAAUGACUUACUUCUUGACGGAGGAUGAGGACCGUUAUGCAAAUGACCUCCUCAGGACGUACGGCUACGAGGGCCAAGGCUCCCUGGCCGGAUCAGUGGGCUGCUGUAGUGAAAUGGGAGACGAUCAAGGACUGGGCUUCUUGGACUCUCUGGGACCUAAGUUCAAAAUGCUGGCGGACGUUUGCACUAAGAAAUGAGGAUCAACUGGUGCCCUAACUGGAUUUGAGGCUCAAUGAAGACAAGAGCAAUGCCAGAGAAUGGAUACUGAGAUACUGCUGUGGCCUGGAAAUACAAAACACAACACAUUAAGAAAAUGUAACAACAUGAAACACAAUUGCUUCCACUCUCUCUUUUUUUGCGUUUUCUUUGUUUUGCGUUUUCCUAAUGUUUCUGUUUUUUAAUGUUUGGCACUUUGACUUUUUUUCAAACUGGAAGUAAAGAAACAGUAACGCAAAAAAAGACACAAGAAAUGAGAGAACAAUUGUGUUUUUAAUGCUUUUGCAUUUUCUUCACGUUUUAUGCUUUUAAUUAUUAUUUGUUGUUUUGUGUUUUAUUAAACGUUUUUGCAUGUACUUAUUUUCUUUGCCUUUUCUUUUAUUUUUCUUAGUUGUGCUAUUGACUUCAGAUUUAGAUAGUGAGAAGUUGUUAUUGUUCGUAUUUUUUACGCUUUGGCACUUGGAAUGUCUGCUUUUAUCCUUCUUGGCCGUUGUAUAGAAUGUGCUCUUUACAAGGUGCUUUUGCUCAGAAUCUGUGGGAACACGUCUAAUACUUCCUCUGGCUAAUAACUGAGCAUGAUGAACAAGAAACAAAAGUUUCAAUCUCUUGUACUUUUUCUCCGAACUCUGCUCAUUACCAUUUUACUUGUGCAGCUCUUGUUAAAUAACUGGCUCCGCUGUAUGUGUGUAACUGAUAACGGAAAUGUUUAGAAAUAGAAAUAUUCAAAUUUGAUAUACCAUCUGAAGUCACAGCCAGUCAAUAUUUUUCAGAUUAAGUAAACCUCUUUUUUAUUUUAAUGUAGGUUCAGUGCUUAUAAAUGUAUAAAUGUUUCUUUCGUUUCAUUUUAGUCACUCGGUCAUGUUAAAGUUAAAAUAAGGUGCCAUCUAUAUUUAGCCUCAAUUCGGGGAAGAAACAUACUAAGUCAAGUUAGGCAACAAGUCGACAUCUUAAAAGUUCUUAAAAUGUAUUUUCGCUAACAAUUAAGUUAUUUCAAACACAAAUAGGUCUGAAUCCUGACAACGUAAGUUACUUGGGUGUUCUCGAGGGCUCAGCGCGAGAAUGCCGCAUGUGCGUGACUGUAGAGGCUUGAGACCCAGUCCCCGUGGACAGUUUUACUCGACAAAGGACUGCGCUCCGCCCUCCUGUCUGUGCACGAUGCAUUGAUUGGGAUCUAAGAGUGCCAUUGCUACAAAACGCAAAGUUUACUCAGAAGCAACCAAAUGGCCAAUUAAGGUGUUUCUGUGUUUGGUUUGUACAUUUUCAUGUUAAUGUUUAGUGCACUGAAAAUGAAGGAAUUCAUAAUUUUAUGUUAAAAGAUGUAUACUUCCUUUAAAUGUAAAAAUGACAGAUGUACAUCUGACUAAAUAAAAAAAAGAGAACGAUUGUCUUUCAUGUAACUAUAGAUAAGCCCCAACUGUAUUUUUAAAACAAUGAAAUAAACCGGCAUCACUUUUCGAGUUUAA